AUGAAUUCAUUUUUAUCAACUACAAAAACUCGUAAUUUAGCUCUAUUCUACUUGGGUGAUCAAGAAGUACCAUAUCGUAAUAUGAAACGUGUGCUUUUCGAAAUAACUGCUGAUCCAAAAUUUGCUGGUGAGAAACCAUUUGCUGAUAUCACUACUCGAAGUUGUUUUCUCAAUGAAGAAGACGAAGUUCUUAUUAUGUUUGGUUCAAUCUUUCGAAUUAUAAAUGUUGAUCGCGAAACAAGUGGAAUUUCGAUUGUUAAAAUAGAAUUGUGCACUAAUGACAACAAAGAUUCAACUACAAUUUUAAAACAUUUAAAAGAUGAAUAUGGUGGAGGAUAUGGUGAAACAGAUCUUAUUUGUGUCGGUCAAGUUGUUCGUCGAAUGGGAUGUUCUAGUACGGCUGAAAAAUAUUUUCAUCGUUGUCUCAGUUCACUAGGUCACGAAGAUGUUCAUUUAAGUACUUGCUAUUACAAUCUUGCUGUUGUAGCCAACGACAAAGGUGAAUAUCAAUCAAGUCUCGAACUUCAUCUCAAAGCUCUUAAUAUUAGAAUGCGAAUUUUACAACCCAAUGAUCCAGAUCUUGCGGAAAGUUACAAUGGUUUAGGCAAUGUUUAUCGACAAAUGGGGCAAAACGCAAAAGCGCACGAAUAUUAUAAAAAAGCAUUGACUAUUUGGAAGAACAUAUUCAGCAAUAACCAUCAAAAAGUUGCUGUUACAUACAAAAAUAUAGGCAUUGUUUAUUUUCAAGAAGAGAACUACUAUCAAUCUCUUGAAUAUCACAGAGAAGCCUUGUCCAUUCGCCAAAGUCUGCUUCCAGAUAAUCAUCCUGAAUUGGCUGAUUCGUAUAACCAUAUUGCUAUUGUCUACUGUCGUCUUCGUCGUUAUAAGUUAGGAUUAGAAUAUUUGAAUACAUCGCUUAGAAUUUUUCAGAUUUCGCUUCCUCCAAAGCAUCCAUCGAUUGCAAAGGCAUACCAAGACAUAGGUUACAUUUAUGAAAGGAAGCAUGAUUUACAAAACGCAAUUUUAAAUUAUAAACAAGCAAGAGCUAUUUAUAAUGAAGUAUUGCCUGCUACACAUACAACUAUUAAGGAUCUCGAUAAAACUAUUCUCCACGUCGAAUUGAAACUUAAACAUGAACAUUCUACGUGAAUGUAAAAUGAUUCCAUGAGUCAAAUGCAGCUGAAAAUGACAAAACAGGAGAAUUCGAUUGUUCAAUGUUAAUACUAUCGUUGUUGUUUAUGGGUCGGUCGUUAUCAACAAACUUUUUGUAUUAGAAUCGGGAAAAGUAAGUGUAGACAUUGGCUGGUAUGAGCGGCGAGGAAAGAUCCAUCAGUACUCACGCCCAUUUCGAUUCUAAUGUUAAAUGUAAUAAAAAUUACCGCUAUUUAUCUUCAAUACACGUGUAAAGCGCUUCACUUUUUUUUGUCAACCACCGAUUAAAAAAGAAGUUUAUUACAUUGUUAAUAUUUUCAUUCCAAUUUCUAAGCAAGAUCAUUGCUGUGGUUACCACAUAUGAUACAUCUUAUAACACGAGCAAAUAUCAUAUGAACGAAUAUAGAUGACAUGUUUACUCUUUGUAUUAUCAUAUAUAUAUUUUUCAAAAUCAAAACAUAUUCACUAUACUUCGGAUCACACUUCAUUAUGGUAUUAAGAGACGGUCCAUGAUUAAAUCGAGCAUUUUCCUAAAAGAGUAUUAUAUGAAAAAUUUUGACAUAUGUUUUUUAUCAUCGCAAAUGAAAGAGCAUAUAAAAAAAUCUAUAAAUUCAAAAUUUUACCCUUCUCUGAUUGACUUUCGAAUACAUAUGAAAGAAACAAGAAAUAUCCCUCGAUGAAGAUCUAAAAAUAAAUAUCAUAUUUUUUU
This is a messenger RNA of Rotaria sordida, 1861 nucleotides long. The record is from the annotation of a GenBank genome assembly. Lineage: Eukaryota; Metazoa; Rotifera; Eurotatoria; Philodinida; Philodinidae.